GAAUUCAAUUUGCUAGAUCAGUUAUAUAAAAAUAACGUUCCUUUGAAUAUAAAUGAGUUGUAAGGAUUUUUUUCCAAUGUAGAGAAUUCUAAUAGGUUCGUGUAGGACAAAACGUAUUUGGAAGGUUGGCAACAAUGGUACCAGCCCCGCAGUUUUUUGCGCUUUCGCGGCAUCCUGCAAUCCCGGCAUUUAUUUGCGUUUGGCCGUUGGCGUUCCUGCUGCUAAGUGCUAAGUAGGUCAGUGUAGGGGUCAGUUGUGUGAAGUGAAUCUUUCGGUUUUCGCAUGUCGCAUGGUUUUCGCUGUCGCUGUGGCUGUGACGCUGUGUUUCAUAGUGAGAGAAGAUCUACAAUCGCACAAAGCCUACAACUACAACAAUUGAACAAUUAACGGAUUAAAUAGAGUUUGUGUCCAAGUGAUAGUGAAACUGAAACUGCGAAACUGCAAACUGCGAGCUGCAAGUACCUACUGCAACAUGGACUAUCAACUCCAACUGAUAGAGUGGGGAUUCUGCGAGUACGUUUCCGCAUUCGAAGAAGAAGGGAUUGAUGAUUCCAGUUUCGCAUUGCUGGACGAUGAAACCAUAAGAAAUAUUUUUGAAAAAGCAGGACCCAGGCUACUUUUUACAAAACUGUUCAAUGAUCUGAAAUCAUCGAAUAAAGAAAAUACGAGAGAAAAUGUGUCUAAUAAUUCUGGGCUAAUAAUGGUAGAUACAUCCCAAGAUGCAUCCAUAGAUCCGAGCAUAGCAUCUUCCAUCAUCUCUACCCCUUCAAGUUCAUAUAUAUUUGAACCAGAUGAGGAGAUGAGAAGUUUAUUAUUCGAGAAAAGUGGAAUGGAAAUAGAAGAGAUUCCAAAUGACAAAAGAAAGGGUGAAGAUAUGAACCUCAGUAGGCACAAAAAAGUACAAAGAACAUCUCAGAGUAUAUUUCCUCAAGGACUGGUCACUUUGUUAGAAAAAUAUACUGAUGGUAAAAUUGUUAUACUGAAUAAGAAGAAACUAAAUAAUGAUCACCGCCAAAAACUAUGCAAGGUCAUAGUUAAUGAACUGAUUUCUCUGUUUGGUCCUGAUCUAAGAGCACACCAGUUCGUGCAAGUUUGUGAAGAAAUUGAAAGGGUUUUCGAAAAUGAACUAACAGAAACUUAUUAUAUCCCAUACUCAGCUGGAGGAGAAAAAUCAAAGAAAGGUUCUGGGCCAAAAGGCAAAUUAUGGUGCAGGUAUGUGAAUGUGAGGGCUGCUUUACGGUUGGCAAAUGCUCAAAAGAAACCUCUAGAAAUUGAAAAGAGAAUGAGUCCUGAGGAGAACAUCGAGAACAUGAAACAAUUAGAUUUUCUGAAAGUAGGUGUAGAGCCAUACACUAAAAUUCUGUCAGCUUGGGAAGACACACAUAAGCUUAGGCGUAAAUUGUACCAGAACACUGAACUUUCCAAAAUAUUCAAUGACUUCCCAUGUCUCAGAAUGAAUUCUGGCAUUGAACUGAUCGAAACAGAUUUCAAUAAUAGGUUCCCUGAUAAAAUCGAUCGAAUAUAUUCAGAAUUUCCUAAAGUGGCACAAGCUAUAUUGAAAGAGGCUGCGGAACGAAAAAUCGAAAUUGAUUCAAGGAAAGAUGAAUCAACAGAAGCUCUGCUCAUUCUUCCUUUUCUGUUUUCUCCAAUAACCCUAAAAAAAACAGAAAGGGCAUUACAUGGAAACCCACUAGAUCUGAAGUUCAGGAGAGUUUUUUUCUACAUGUCACGGUUAGUCAUUAGCAACUGUGUAUUGUUGAGUUUGAUCAAGAACUAUGAUGAGCUAGAAGAGAGGAUAACUACUAGAAGGACCAAAUUGAGGAGUUAUGGAAUGACCAUGCAACCAUUUGCUGUUAUAGUUAAUGAAACCAAGAACUUUUAUAUCGUUAUUGACGAUGUCAAAUACAAACUUGAGUCUGCAAUAAGAACACUGGAGUUAUUGUUCAAAUUUUUCCAUGCCCUGGAUGUGGAGUACCCUACUGAAUGUGAGCAUGUGUGGUUAUUCAUCCAAGACUUAGUUUUUUCCAUGAAGUCAACAAAAAAAUGCCCAUCAACGGUAACUCUCAUAUCUGAUUUAGCAUAUCAUUUGAGUAUGAAGUAG
Messenger RNA from Phaedon cochleariae (mustard beetle), 2101 nucleotides. The record is from the annotation of a GenBank genome assembly. Lineage: Eukaryota; Metazoa; Arthropoda; Insecta; Coleoptera; Chrysomelidae.